Molecule: messenger RNA, 2033 nt
Organism: Moneuplotes crassus
Lineage: Eukaryota; Ciliophora; Spirotrichea; Euplotida; Euplotidae
Source: the annotation of a GenBank genome assembly
AAUUUCGUUAAAUUGGAGGAAGCAUUAUGAAUCAACUUCAAACUUCAGAUAGUGAGAAUGCACCCAGUCAUUCUCAGAGGGAUGAAAACACAACAGCCCUCAUCCCCAGGCAGUCCCUCCCCUUAGGCGAGAAAGAUGAUAAUAUUAGGGAAGCACUCAGACAGAAACUUGAUUUUAAGAAUUCGGACUCUCUAAAUAAAGGAUCAAGCACUUCAAGAGGAGGAAAGGAGAAUGCUGCUUCGCCCAAAGAGAACAAUCCUAAUGAUGAGAAUGCACCUCCAGAAGAUGAACUUCUAAAUAACAAAAAGCUUGAAGAAGCUAUGAAACAGUUUAGUAACUCAAAGUCAAAAAUUCAGUCAAAUUGUGAUGAUGAGGAUAGCGACUCUGACGAAGAUCCUUCUGAGGAAGAAGAGAAUGCCAGAAAUAGGCUCAAGGCUCUCCUUGGAGGUAGCACCAAACAGAAAAAGGUUGCCGAACCUCUAAAAUUUAGAAAAUCUCAUUCGACUAACGACACAAUUCCUGAAAAUAAUUUCGUUGGCCUAAUUCAUAAAAUGAAAAGAGACUUAUACCACAAACUUGAGAUUGCUAAUCCAGAUGAGGAAGAUGAUGAUAUUGAGGUUUCUAAAAUCUUCUACGAGGGAAGAGAAGGCCAAGAGUAUGCAGUCCGUGUACUUGAAAAGUUCUUUAAAACUUUAACUCAUCAUGCUGAGAGCUUCGAACACGAGAGUGAAGACAAGCAAGAUGUUCCAAGACGCUCAACUGAAAACCUCAAAAAGGAGGAGUGUGAAGACAGAGAGGAAGAAAAUACGAAGGAAAAGAUCAGAAAAGCCCUCCAAUCUAAGAAGAGCACUUCAAGACCAACAAAUGAUGCUGAUAAAGAGAGUCUCAAAAGUCUGUUAGGGGCUUCAGAUAAGAUAAAGCAGAAACCCAUCACUGACAUCAACGAAGCCAUCAAGGUUGACUCGCUAGUCCUCAACUAUGGUGUUGUAAAUCCAGGGAAACUUCUUGGAAGCAUCCUUGUUGUGUCUAACAUCUCAGACUCAGAGCAGACAAUCGACUUGAGCUUGGACAACACUACAGAAAUUUAUGAUAAAAAUGAAAUAAUCAAAAACAAAGAUUUCGAGUUCAUCGAUGAGCUUGCUCAAGAUGAAAUUGAACUCAACGACAAAGAACUAGCCGAGUGCAUCACAGACGAACAGAAAUCCCUAACUCUUGAAAAUAAGAAGAGGUAUAUUCCUAACUCAGAGAAUAAGAGUGAAUGUUGGUACAUUGAGAAUCCAAAAACUAAAGAUUUGACCAAGAAAAUCACUCUGAAACUUGGCCCUCAUUGUGAACAGGAAUUCAUUAUAGUACUGAAAACUUUGCAGCCAAAGGACAAGGUUGUCUCUCUGAGUUUCUUGAACUUAGAGAUUCAUGGAAUAGAUGGGAAAGAGAAAUAUAACAUAAAGCACAUUCAAAAAACAGAGGAGGGAGACAUCUCAUUCCAAAAAUCAAUGAAAAACAGGCAGAUACAGGUCAUGCUAUGCGGUGUGGUCGACCCUCCAAACUUGAUUUGUUGCAAACAAGUCUAUGACAUCAACACAAAACAGAACAAGGUGCCACUCGCUUUGAAGCCAACCUCUGGAACUCAAAAGUUCAGGAUUCAGUUUAGGAACAAUGGGUCUAAAGAGCUAGAGGCGGACUUCAGCUUUGUCAAAAUAGGGGAAAACAAAGAGGGUGAGUUCUCCAUGAACGAGUACCUUGAAUUCUUCUGUAUGCCUGGGACACUAAAAAUCCCUCCAAAAACAACCAGCAUCUUGAACGUCAUGAUCAAGGUCAAGAUGGACAAGGUGGAUGAAGCAAAAAGGAGAGGAGAGCUUAAAAUUAGCAAGAAUCUGUUUAAACUUCUCAUAGCGAAGCUGACAGAUUCUGGCAUCCUCUUCUCCUACUUCUUCGAUGUAACCCUAGCUAAGGAAUAAUUUAGCAAGAACAGAUCAGCUGGUUUCUAUGUUUAUAACUUAGAAACAAAAUUUAAUUAGUCCUCACAAUACUAU